GGCUGCAAGCGAGCAGAUAUCACCGGCGGCAAAGGCGCCUCAUUGGCGGUCUUGACUUCAAUAUCACGGCAGUUUCAGCGAAUCGCCGUACCUAAAACCCUCGUGAUUACGACUCUCGCGAACGACCUGUUCCUGAAUGAUUCGGCCGCCCAGCAAGCAAUUAAUGAGCUCGGAGGAGUCGCUCGCGACGACCCCACGGCAGCACACCUGCGAAACGCAUGCGAACGCUGCAGAUCGACCGUGGAGAAAAUAGCUAUUCCAGAGAGAGUCGCGAGAAGCUUGGAGAGUAAGCUGGCGGUCUUCGGCGAUCUCAGUCGUGUUAGACUCGCGAUUAGGUCCUCUGCCGUGGGAGAAGAUACGGAAGGAAUGUCCGCAGCUGGGCAGAUGGAAACGUUCUUGGGAGUGCCCGCAGCGGACUUCGAUCAGGUCCUGGAGAAGGUUGCCAAGUGCUGGGCUUCCCAGUUCAGCUUCAGCGCCGUCAAUUACAAGAGGCAAUUCGGUAAGCCGAUCGCUUCUCGGAUGGCUGUCGUGGUACAAGAGAUGGUGCCGUCCCAGGUUUCUGGCGUGAUGUUCACCUGUGACCCGGUGACUGCUGAUCCCAGGAUCAUAACGAUAAGUGCUAAUUAUGGACUCGGCGAAUCAGCCGUCGGCGCUCGCGUCGACCCCGACCAUUUCACGGUGAUCCGGGCAGCCGGACAGGAGAUGAAGAUCGCGAGUCGCAGCAUCGGCAAGAAAAAGUUUUUCAUCACCCAGAACCCCGACGGAGGGACGGUUGAGUGGGAAGUCGGCGAGAACGAUUCGGAGAAGGCCUGUCUAACGGACGAUGUGAUAAUGAAGUUGGCCUCUGUCGGUCAUCAGGUCGAAUCUUGUUUCACCACCGCCCGAGACAUCGAGUGGGCCAUCGUGGACGAUCAGAUAUACCUCAUACAGAACCGACAUGUCACAACAAUAGCAAGAGACACCGAUUUUGAAAUUAUAAACGACAUGAAUGGAAACAUCAAAUCCGAGGGCGACAUUUUCUCGAAGGCUAACAUUUUAGAGAUAUUCCCGGGAGCGCUGUCGCCCCUCGGGAUUAGUACCCUGACUGCGACAUUUGACGUACUAUGUCGAGAGUUCCAGCUCCAAUGGAGAGAACUAGACGUCGUAGAGAGCUCACUCUACGUCACCGCCUCCAUUAACACCUUGCGAAAACAAAUUUUCCUGGACGCUAGUGAUAGUUUGCUGGGAGACGGAGGUGAGAAAUGGAGGAUGUUCGCGACACACGGAAGAGAUAUCUCAAAGGAAAAAGCUCUCGCAGAGGGUGUGAGGCGAGCUCCCCUACCUGCUGGCAGAUUCGCUGCUGCGAUGAGUCUUCUCUCGCUACCCAAGAUGUUCUUUCUCAAUCGGAACCUUGUGAAGAUCUCUGAGGGGAGCAAGUCGUUUAAAGUUCCCCUCAAGCCUUUCUCCAGCCUGGAACAGCUCAACGCGAUCGUCGUGGCAUUCAACGACGUCAAAGAGGCCGCUCUCGCUUGCUGCCACGCUUUCCUCGAAACCUCCUUCUUCGAUGGCAUGGUGAUGUCGCUCCUCGCGAAGUCAACGGCCGGCGAAAUGACGACAGAGAUCCUGGUCGCCGCAGCGAAUCUCCUGAAAGCGAGCGACCUGAUAGAGAGCGUCGAUGUCGUACUCAGUCUCGACAAGUUAGGAUCUCUCCUGCGCGAGCGCAUCGACAAAGACGAGUUCCUUAGCAUGAGCCCAGAUAAAGCACUCGAAUGGAUCAACUCAUCCGAAUCCGAAGUCGGCGUCAUGUUUUCGGAGUUCUUGGAGAGACACGGACAUCGAUGCGUGAAGGAGUUCGACGUACAGAGUGAAACAUGGGCUAUGCGGCCAACUUCAUUGGUCAAAGCCCUGCAAGCCAUCGCGCGGACGACGCGGGAGGCAAGGACUUCCGCUCCUCAGGGAAAAUCGAUCGGGAAUCUCGGGAACCUGCGACUGUCCUACCUACAGAGAUUCCUUUUGCACGUCUUCGUCCCGAGGGCUCGGAAAGCGAUCGCUCACCGGGAGAUCGCCAAGUCCGGCAUUGUCAGGAUAAUACACCAGCUUCGCUUAGCUUUCCACACCUUGGCGGAACUGAUGGUCUCCGAGGGUCGCCUGCCGCACAAAGAUCUGGUGUUCUACCUGAGUGUGGACGAGCUACAUCGUCUCAUAACAAGUUGUCAACACAAGCUUAUCUCCCGGGCGAUUCGCCGACAGCGGCUCCAUCCGCGACUCGACGACGAGAAAUAUCCGCUACUGCUCUACGGCUUCCCCAGAAGAUGUGAACCGAAAGAGCUCAGGAGAGCUGUUAUGGAGGUCACCGGAACACCCAUAUGCCAAGGAGUUGUCGACGGACGCGCCCGCGUCAUAAAAAAUUUCGGAAGGGAGGCCCAUCGCAUAGAAAAAGACGAGAUCCUCAUCACUACGGCCACCGACUUGGGAUGGACCCCGUAUUUCCCUCUGCUGGCUGGCGUAGUGACCGAAGCCGGGGGUCUGAUUUCACACGGAGCUGUUGUGGCCAGAGAGUACGGAAUUCCUUGCGUUGUCGGUAUCGAGAACGUCACCGAGAUAUUCGGCACGGGAGACCUAGUAAGACUCGAUGCGACGCACGGAGUCGUCCGCAUAAUACAAAGAUCGCGAUGAUACUGAACGCGCUCCAUGUCAGUGUUCACGGGAUGUCAAUAAAAUGUGUG
Messenger RNA from Galendromus occidentalis (western predatory mite), 2705 nucleotides. Its product is annotated as prodigiosin synthesizing transferase PigC. Gene Ontology annotation, biological process: phosphorylation. The transcript is spliced from 11 exons. NCBI's taxonomy places the organism in Eukaryota, Metazoa, Arthropoda, Arachnida, Mesostigmata, Phytoseiidae. The coding region runs from base 367 to 2655 and encodes 762 amino acids. Gene Ontology annotation, molecular function: kinase activity; ATP binding. The record is from RefSeq and is a predicted model, not a curated record.